Messenger RNA from Symphalangus syndactylus (siamang), 3212 nucleotides. It is a transcript of the gene NUP43, whose product is annotated as nucleoporin 43. Gene Ontology annotation, molecular function: protein binding. Lineage: Eukaryota; Metazoa; Chordata; Mammalia; Primates; Hylobatidae. Gene Ontology annotation, cellular component: nuclear pore outer ring. The record is from RefSeq and is a predicted model, not a curated record.
GUCCAGAUUGUUGGACGUACCUGCUGCGGCUGCUUUCGGCAUGGAGGAAAUUUAUGCGAAGUUUGUGUCUCAGAAAAUCAGCAAAACUCGCUGGCGACCGCUGCCUCCGGGAAGUUUACAGACCGCGGAGACGUUCGCUACAGGAUCUUGGGACAAUGAGGAAAAUUAUGUUUCACUGUGGUCUAUUGGAGAUUUUGGAAACUUGGACUCUGAUGGAGGGUUUGAAGGAGACCAUCAGUUAUUGUGUGAUAUCAGACACCAUGGUGAUGUAAUGGAUUUACAGUUUUUUGACCAGGAAAGAAUUGUCGCUGCUUCAUCAACAGGAUGUGUAACAGUUUUCCUUCACCAUCCAAAUAACCAGACUCUGUCAGUCAACCAGCAGUGGACUACAGCUCAUUACCACACAGGCCCUGGCAGUCCUUCCUAUAGCAGUGCACCAUGUACAGGUGUUGUGUGCAACAACCCAGAAAUCGUUACAGUUGGAGAGGAUGGUCGAAUAAAUCUCUUCAGAGCUGAUCACAAGGAAGCUGUAAGAACCAUAGACAAUGCAGAUAGUAGUACACUCCAUGCUGUAACCUUUCUUCGAACUCCUGAGAUUCUUACUGUAAAUUCAAUUGGACAGUUGAAAAUAUGGGAUUUCAGACAACAAGGAAAUGAGCCUUCUCAGAUAUUGUCACUGACUGGUGACCGAGUGCCACUCCACUGUGUUGAUAGACAUCCCAACCAACAGCAUGUUGUAGCUACUGGUGGCCAAGAUGGAAUGUUGAGUAUUUGGGAUGUUAGACAAGGUACUAUGCCUGUAUCUCUGCUGAAGGCUCAUGAAGCUGAAAUGUGGGAAGUUCAUUUUCACCCAUCCAACCCAGAUCAUCUGUUUACCUGCUCUGAAGAUGGAUCCCUCUGGCACUGGGAUGCUUCCACAGAUGUACCUGAAAAGUCGUCACUCUUUCACCAAGGAGGAAGAAGCAGUACUUUUUUGUCUCAUAGCAUUAGUAACCAAGCUAAUGUUCACCAGUCUGUCAUUAGCUCCUGGCUCAGCACUGAUCCUGCAAAAGACCGAAUUGAAAUCACAAGCUUACUUCCCAGUAGGUCUCUGUCUGUCAACAGUUUGGAUGUUUUAGGUCCUUGUCUUGUUUGUGGAACCGAUGCAGAAGCAAUUUAUGUUACUAGACAUCUUUUUUCUUAGAAGUACUAUAAUUAUAAGAUUUCAGAUAGAACAUUAGCCUUUUGAAAUCCAACUUCUGUGCAAAAUUUUAUUAUCAGAAAAUACGAGAUUUGCAGGGGAAACAUCAGUAAACUACCAUUAAUGUCAAUGCCCAGUUUUGACUUUUGUUAGCCUGACACUCCCAAACAGUUGUAGAAUCCAAUAGGUGACUGAUGGCAAAAGAUUGUGAACGUGUGGAAGAAAAUCAAUGGGAUUCUGGUGCUGAUGAAUAGGUUGCCUUCAGAGUAUUAUUGACAGACAGCUUGUGGAACUAGUUCUGUAUUUUUGAUGUUGUGGGAAUUAACACAUCAUUGGUGGUUAUGGGAACUACCAAUGGGUUCCUACAAUUUUUAUCAGUAGCAUGUGGAGUAUACACCUUCCUAGUGGCAGUUGCCAAUGUUAACGAUUAUUCUUUUUAUUGCAAGUAUUUCCUAUGAUCCUUCCACACUUUAUUUCCUUAAUUAUAAUAAUAAACUUUUUCAGAAAGAAUUGAGUAGAGCAAAAAUGACAAAGAUGUAUAGCUGUGUUCAAUUUUUUUUUUUUUUUUUUUUUGAGGCAGAGUCUUGCUCUGCUGGAGUGCAGUGGUGCAAUCUCGGCUCACUGCAACCUCCACCUCCCAGUUUCAAGCGAUUCUCCUGCCUCAGUCUCCUGAGUAGCUGGAACUACAGGUGUGCGCCACCACGCCCAGCUGAUUUUUGUAUUUUUAGUAGAGACAGAGUUCACCAUGUUGGCCAGGAUGGUCUUGAUCUCUUGACCUCAUGAUCCACCCGCCUCGACCUCCCAAAGUGCUGGGAUUACAGGUGUGAGCCACUGCACCCGGCCUGAAAUUUUUUUAAAGUGAAAAUGUUUUGACAAGUUCCUUUUUCAGAAUAGGUUUUUGAGCAGAACUCUUUCAGCUCAUUAGACCCAACUUUGCUUUUGUUUAGCUUCACAGCAUAGCUGAAAGUUGCCAAACUGGACAUUGUGCAAUAAAGUAGAAUUCUGUAUUGAUAAGCGAACUAUUUCCAAACUAAAAAUGUGAUAGAUAAAAGUGUGAUUCAUCAAAUGAUAUGAUCAGAGUAAAGAAUUUUGCCAUUUUAAUUCUUUUACUUUGUUUUAGCCACCUAUAGUCUUACCAACCAUCUUUAUCCUUGUCUGCAGGGAUAAUAAUGAACUAAUGUGGUGUUUUAAGAUAAUUUAAUGAUACUAUCUUUCCAAACUUUGUUAGAUUUUAAAUGUAUUAUUGACCUGAGACCUUAAUGACAAAUCACUGCUAUUAGACAAUUGAAGUGUUCAUUUACUUUGUAAUUCCAAUAAUCAUAGUUAUGGAAUUAUGGUAAGGUUUUGCUUUUCUGUCCUAAUAAAUAUAUAUAUUUUUUGAGAUGGAGUUUUGCUCUUGUUGCUGAGGCUGGAGUGAAAUGGCAUGAUCUCAGCUCACUGCAACCUCCGUCUCUUAGGUUCAAGCAAUUCUCCUGCCUCAGCCUCCCAAGUAGCUGGGAUUACAGGUGCUCACCACCACACCCAGCUAAUUUUUGUAUUUUUAGUAGAGAUGGGGUUUCACUGUGUUGGCCAGGCUGGUCUUGAACUGACCUCGUGAUCUACCUGCCUCAGCCUCCCAAAAUGCUGGGAUUACAGGCAUGAGCCACCGCUCCCGGCUGAUUUUUGUAUUAAUAGUAGAGACGAUAGGGUUUCACCAUGUUGGCCAGGACUGGUCUCAAACUCCUGACCACAGGUAAUCAGCCCGCCUCGGCCUCCAAAAGUGCUGGGAUUACAGGCGGGAGCCAUGGCGCCCUACCUAUUUUCAAGUCUUUUAAUGCCACUUUACCUCAGGGGUUUUCGGUUUUUGAUCUGUCUAUAGUAUUAUUGCUGGGACUAAUUUUUUAAAGACUUUUUGUUACUACUAAAUAAUUACAGAAAAAGCAAAGUCAAAAGAAAAUUUUAAGUACUUAGAAUUUCAAACAGACAAUAUUCUUUUCAUAUCCGUUUCUAUCCAUCAAUGUGUAUAAUUUUUUAAUAAAAUGAAAUAUACAUA